AGCAGCUCUUCAGUAGGACAAAUCAAACAUGUCUACCUUUGCCUUCCUUCUCAUUUGCGUGCAGGCUUGCCUUAUCCACAAUGCGUACAGCGCGUGCCUUGGCGCUGGCUAUUACGGUGCCGGUCUUGGCUACGGCUACGGCGGCCUUGGCUACGGAGGAUGCGGACUAGGCGACAUCGGUUACGCCGGUCUUGGUUAUGAUGGAUUCGGAUAUGGCGGACUUGGUUACGGCGGCCUUGGUUACGGCGGCUUGGGCUACGGCUAUGACGGCAUCGGAGCUGGUUACGGCGGUGCUGGCGUCGGCAACGUGGCCGUCGCCGGUGAACUGCCCGUGGCUGGUACCACCGCCGUCGCCGGACAGGUGCCCAUCAUCGGCGCCGUAGAGUUCGGCGGUACCGCGGCUGCUGCUGGUGCUGUCUCUAUCGCGGGACGUUGCGGCUGCGGCUGUGGUGGACCCUACCUUUACUGAUCAUUGCAGAAACUGGGCAAACGAAUAAAUCAAACAAAACAAAAACUGGGCAAACGAAUAAAUCCUGUUACAAGCAUUUA
Manduca sexta (tobacco hornworm) is the source of this 549-nucleotide messenger RNA. Its product is annotated as chorion class CA protein ERA.1-like. Bases 29 to 469 code for a protein of 146 amino acids. The record is from RefSeq and is a predicted model, not a curated record. Gene Ontology annotation, molecular function: structural constituent of egg chorion. The transcript is spliced from 2 exons. Gene Ontology annotation, biological process: multicellular organism development; chorion-containing eggshell formation. Lineage: Eukaryota; Metazoa; Arthropoda; Insecta; Lepidoptera; Sphingidae. Gene Ontology annotation, cellular component: egg chorion.